AUGAAACCAGUCCAGAUGACAGUGAAAAUGGGAAUUGUAAACUUAUUCACAGGUUCAUGUCCUCGUUUUUAUAGUAAAGGUCAGAAAAAUAGUUACGACGUACUAGUUGUGGGAGGAGGUAUUGUUGGAUUCGCAACUGCACGAGCAUUAUUAUCACGAAAUAAGCAUUUACAUGUAGGUCUUGUAGAAAAAGAAAAUAGGCCAUCAGUUCAUCAAAGCGGACACAACAGCGGAGUUAUACAUGCUGGUAUAUAUUACAAACCAGGUUCGAUGAGAGCAAAAAUGUGCAUUGAAGGUCUUUAUAAAACUUAUGAAUACUGCGCCAAAAAUAAUAUACCUCAUAAAAAAUGUGGAAAACUCAUUGUUGCCACUGAAGAAUCCCAAAUAAAAAGUUUAAAUGACUUGUAUGAGCGAGGAUUAGAAAAUGGCACUCCUGACAUAAAGUUGAUAAAUGGAAAUGAUAUCAAGACCAUUGAACCAUACUGCAAAGGUGUACGAGCAAUUCAUUCACCACAUACAGGAAUUGUGGAUUGGGGAGUAGUGACACAACAUUAUGCAACAGACUUUGCAAAUUUGGGAGGUCAAAUAAUUUACAAUUUUAAAGUGAAAUCGUUUGAAGAAUGUAAACAUAACAGAGCACUCAAAAUAAUUUCUAAAAAAAAUAAUGAAGUAUUAGCAGAUUAUGUCAUUACAUGUGGUGGAUUACAAUCAGAUAAAUUAUCAUUGAUGACUGGAUGUAAAGCUGAUCCAUACAUUUUACCGAUACGAGGUGAAUAUCUUUUACUUGGCAAAGAAAAAGCGCACCUCGUUAAAGGCAAUAUAUAUCCAGUGCCGGAUCCCAGUUUACCAUUCCUUGGGGUACAUUUUACACCAAGAAUGGAUGGCUCCGUGUUUUUGGGUCCUAAUGCAGUUCUGGCUCUAAAACAAGAAGGAUACAGCUGGAAUGAUAUUAGUAUUUCUAACACAAUAAGGCUUUUAAAACUAGAUGGUGUUCAAAAACUUAUGGCAAAACAUAUGAAAUUUGGCAUAAAUGAAACUAUCAAGUCUUUAUUUCCUGCCAAGCAGCUAAAAGAAAUACAAAACUACAUUCCAGACAUCAAAAAAAAUGAUAUUAAAAAAGGUCCUACAGGUGUUCGUGCUCAACCAUUGUGGGCAGAUGGAACAAUGGCAGAGGAUUUGGUGCUGGACAUUGCGUCAAAUGAUCCAUCAGAUUUAGUGAUGCAUAGAAUAAUGCAUUGCCGAAGUGCACCAUCGCCUUCGGCUACAUCUUCAUUACCAAUUGGUGAAGUCAUUGUAGACAAAAUGUUUGCAAAAUACCCGAAUUUAAACCCUUUACCUAAUUGA
This is a messenger RNA of Macrosiphum euphorbiae (potato aphid), 1344 nucleotides long. Lineage: Eukaryota; Metazoa; Arthropoda; Insecta; Hemiptera; Aphididae. The record is from the annotation of a GenBank genome assembly.